GAAACAACACCGGUGACUACCAUACAACUUGAACAUUAUAUAUAACAGCUUGGAUACUGCUUGAUUACUUGCAUGGUCUUGUUUCAGGCUGAUAUUCCAUCCCACAACGUACUGAAGAGCCCAUCAUAACAUACGUUUCUUCCUGGAGGACUUCGCGCAUCAUGCUCCCCCCGAACGACCUUUCCCUCAUCGAAGGAAAUACCUCCUUAGAUUUCAAACAAGUCUUAUUCAGAUCACUGGACGAGAGGAGAAAUAAAGCAAUUUCACCAAAAGGCUUUGAGCGGGAGAUAACAUCGAGGCUAACUUGGAAAGAGGUAUCCCUCGUUAGAAAGGCUGAAGAACCAGAAAAGUUGGAGGGAAGGGUAGUUAUGGAGAUCAUCGUUGAAGAAGACAUGCUCAAUGCUGCUGAUAAUCUACACGGAGGUUGUUCUGGACUCCUCGUAGACAACUGUUCCACGAUGGCUAACGUUGUUUUGGGGCAAGCGAUGGGUGAAGAGGCCAAGCUCGGAGUUUCACUGUCUAUCAAUAUCAUGUAUCAUUCUCCAGCUGCAUUGGGUGAUAAGUUGCGUAUCGUUAGUACUACCCUGACAAUGGGUGCCCGAGCCAUGUCGUCUCGCUGUGAGAUAUGGAACGAUACUCGACAUCGUUUGGUAGUAUCUGGUGUGCAUAGCAAAAUGGCGGGAUCACCACCGAAGGGAGCUCCAAUCAUGGCGAAACUAUGAGUUUGCCCGCGAUUGAUGUGGCACUUGCUAUCUGCUCUCAUUCUAGCGUGUGACAGACUGUCUGUUCCUAGUAUGAGUAUUGGACCUAUACAUUUGCCUUAUGUCAUCAUGUAACGAUUAGAGAAGAAGAUCCGGUGUUACCUCCCCUCCCUUCUUUACCCUUCUGUUUCUUUGGCUGCCCAGGACCUCUCUUUUUGUUCCUCUUAGAUCUUCUCUCCUCCUCAGGGGCUGUAGACCAUUUCUUCUUGCUAUACCAAGCCUGGUAUCUUCCCCAUGCCGUUGAAACGAUGCCGUCUAUCAAAUAGUCCAAUAACAUCGGCCAUUUUUCCUUGCCAUAUGUCGUCUCUGCACAGCGAUUUGAUACAAGUUUUUAGUACAGUAAAUAUCCCUACUCUCAAUUUGCUUUUGCCAGCCCACCAUCAUGCAGUUGAACCACAAUCUUAUGGAAAUACAACAU
Serpula lacrymans var. lacrymans S7.9 is the source of this 1179-nucleotide messenger RNA. RefSeq lists its product as uncharacterized. The transcript is spliced from 6 exons. The record is from RefSeq and is a predicted model, not a curated record. The coding region runs from base 162 to 722 and encodes 186 amino acids. Lineage: Eukaryota; Fungi; Basidiomycota; Agaricomycetes; Boletales; Serpulaceae. Gene Ontology annotation, molecular function: fatty acyl-CoA hydrolase activity.